Ictidomys tridecemlineatus (thirteen-lined ground squirrel) is the source of this 2140-nucleotide messenger RNA. Lineage: Eukaryota; Metazoa; Chordata; Mammalia; Rodentia; Sciuridae. The record is from RefSeq and is a predicted model, not a curated record.
GAUCCAUGUGCCACUUUUGUUUGUUCCUAGGGGGACAUCAAGCUUUGGCGUAUGUGCUGGCCAGUUCUGAGAUCUUGAGGAAGCUCUGCACAAGGGAAGAUAAAAAGCAGCAAUCUUUGCCAAUUAGGGAAUGGACCGUUUGGGUUCCUUUAGCAAUGAUCCGUCUGAUAAGCCACCUUGCAGAGGCUGUUCUUCCUACCUUAUGGAGCCUUAUAUUAAGUGUGCUGAAUGUGGGCCACCUCCUUUUUUUCUCUGCUUGCAGUGUUUCACUCGAGGAUUUGAGUACAAGAAACAUCAAAGUGAUCAUACUUAUGAAAUAAUGACUUCAGACUUUCCAGUUCUUGAUCCCAGCUGGACUGCUCAAGAAGAAAUGGCUCUUUUAGAAGCUGUGAUGGACUGUGGCUUUGGAAAUUGGCAGGAUGUAGCAAAUCAGAUGUGCACCAAGACCAAGGAGGAGUGUGAGAAACACUACAUGAAGCAUUUCAUCAAUAAUCCUCUGUUUGCAUCUACCCUGCUAAACCUGAAACAAGCAGAGGAGGCAAAAACUGCUGAUACAGCCAUUCCAUUUCACUCUGCAGAUGAUCCUCCUCGACCUACCUUUGACUCCUUGCUUUCUCGGGACAUGGCAGGAUACAUGCCAGCUCGAGCAGAUUUCAUUGAGGAGUUUGACAAUUAUGCAGAAUGGGACUUGAGAGACAUUGAUUUUGUUGAAGAUGACUCAGACAUUUUACAUGCUCUGAAGAUGGCUGUGGUGGAUAUCUAUCAUUCGAGGUUAAAGGAGAGACAGAGACGAAAAAAAAUUAUAAGAGAUCAUGGAUUAAUCAACCUUAGAAAAUUUCAAUUAAUGGAACGGCGUUAUCCCAAGGAGGUUCAAGACCUUUAUGAAACAAUGAGGCGAUUUGCAAGGAUUGUGGGUCCAGUGGAACAUGAUAAGUUCAUUGAAAGCCAUGCAUUGGAAUUUGAACUUCGAAGGGAAAUCAAGCGGCUCCAGGAAUAUAGGACAGCAGGCAUUACCAAUUUUUGUAGUGCCAGAACGUAUGAUCACCUAAAGAAGACGAGAGAAGAAGAACGCCUUAAACGCACCAUGCUCUCUGAAGUUCUCCAGUACAUCCAGGACAGUAGUGCCUGCCAACAGUGGCUCCGUCGGCAAGCUGACAUUGAUUCUGGGCUGACUCCUUCCAUUCCGAUGGCUUCGAAUUCAGGUAGACGGAGUGCACCACCCUUGAAUCUCACUGGCCUCCCUGGCACAGAAAAGCUGAAUGAAAAAGAAAAGGAGCUCUGUCAGAUGGUGAGGUUGGUCCCUGGAGCCUAUUUAGAAUACAAAUCUGCUCUUUUGAACGAAUGUAACAAGCAAGGAGGCUUGAGACUGGCACAGGCAAGAGCACUCAUCAAGAUAGACGUGAACAAAACCCGGAAAAUCUAUGAUUUCCUCAUCCGAGAAGGAUACAUCACUAAAGCCUGAGGCUCCAAGGGCUUGGGAUCACAAGUCAGAAGUUUGGAAUGUGGUGGGUCAAAGGACAGUAAGCAUUCUGAAGAGUUUGAUUUUCAUCCAAAUUAUCAUUGUAAAAAGAGGGGAAGGACAAAGGAAACCUUCAGUUGUAUUAAUGUCUGCUUUCUUCUUUACCCUGCUUUAAAGCACUCUUAUGUUGGUAUUGUGCUGCAGAGUUGUGUGUUAGAUAAGCUAUUAUUAAAUGUGAGUGGGCAUUUAUUCCUAACACCUCUUGUAACUAAAACAAGAACCAUAGUACCUCACAUCACAGUGUUGGUAGAAAUAGAACCAAACCAAACCACAGUGUUUAUUCCCAGGAGUUUAGCUCAGAUCCUUGUACUUGAGAGCUAUUUGCUGAUUAUCUGUUUUGCCUUCAGACAUUGCAGAGAUAUUUAGAAUAAAAGAGAAAGGUUUGAGAGCAUGAGAAAGGCUCUCUUCUAAGGAUUUUUUAAGCUGAAACUUAUGUUUAUAAGCAAAGAGGAGGAAUAUCUCCCCGUGAUGUUCUUGUCCCAAACUGCAUCUCUGAUGUCUGACUUUGUACUUUGCAGUGUGGCUGUCUGAUCUGUAGUAGACUUUUGAGGAGGUGGCACCGGAUAUAAAAUGUCUCUGUUAUUUUUAGAAUUAAUGGAUUAAAGUGUUUUUGCUAUUUAA